Molecule: messenger RNA, 1410 nt
Organism: Zea mays
Lineage: Eukaryota; Viridiplantae; Streptophyta; Magnoliopsida; Poales; Poaceae
Product: Regulator of Vps4 activity in the MVB pathway protein
Exons: 2
Coding region: 78-1133 (351 amino acids)
Biological process (GO): protein transport
Source: RefSeq, marked validated
GCAGCCAGGGCUCGCCUCGGGGGACCGCGUGUUGCUAGCGAGCUCGGUGCUGCCGGCUGCCGCCCCAGUGCGAGGCGAUGGGGAGGAGGCUGGACGUGCUGCUGGGGCGGACGACGAAGCAGACGGCGCGGCUCAAGUCGCUGCUGGGGCUGGCGGCGACGCGCCUCGGCGUGGUGCGGGGCCACCGCCAGGUGCGGUGCGGGCAGGCGCGCGGGGACGUGGAGCAGCUUCUCCGCCUCGGCCACGCGGACCGCGCGCUGGCCCGCGCCGAGCACGUCGUGCGGGAGCAGAACGCGCUCGACGUCCUCGCCGAGCUCGAGGCCUGCUGCAACCUCAUCGCCGAGCGGGCCGCGCUCGUCGACGACGCGCACAGGGGGGAGUGCCCCGAGGAGCUGCGGGAGGCGGCGGCGGGGCUGGUAUACGCCGCCGCCAGGUGCGGGGACCUUCCGGAGCUGCAAGAGGUCCGGGCCAUCCUCGCCGCCAAGUUCGGCAGGGAGUUCGUCUCCGCCGCGUCCAACCUCCGCAGCGGGUGCGGGGUCAACCCCAAGAUCGUGCAGAAGCUGUCGACCAAGCAGCCGAGCCUGGAGAGCCGACAGCUGGUGCUACAGGAGAUCGCCGCCGACAAAGGGAUCGCCGUGCGCAUCUACGAGCCGCCUCCUCCCUACGAGGACUCGGGGAGCUCCAACCACAGCCACAGGAAGACGGAGCACGAUGGCGAGAGGAUCAGUAGGACGCCACCAGUUGAUGGCCGGGACGAAGACAUCUCCGGCCACUCGGCGCAGAGGUACAAGGACGUGGAAGCGGCAGCUCAGGCCGCGUUCGAGUCGGCCGCCUCGGCAGCCGCCGCCGCGAAGGCGGCCAUGGAGCUCUCGCGUGGGGAGCCCAGGGGGCCCGGUGACAGGAGGAGGGCAGGGAGGACGCAAAUGGAUGAUCCUGAGAUCGAGAAACAAGAUGAGGUGCUUCAUGGAAACAAACCCGAGAAGAUUGGGCAUGGCCGGAAUUACAGUUCAGAUGUUGAGAUCACGCCGGAGGACGACGAGGCAAACCACGGCAACGUUGCAGUGGACGAACCGAAACAGCGGGAGCCUGCCAGGGGAAAGCCGGCAUCGGUCAGAACAAAGUGGGGAUUUUAGCGGCAUCCAGAUCGCAACGGAGGAGAUGGUUUCUUCGUCUUGUCAAUAUAUUGGCAUGGAAGUUGUUUUUUUUCACUGUAGUAGUAUGUAAUUAACGACGGUUACCAAAAAAACACAUGAGCGAUUUGAUUUAUUGCCAACAGUUUGCACACUAGUACACUAUGCCUGUACUAAUGCUAUGUUCUGUUAAUGUGUAGCGUUAAUUGUAGUACAUGUUCUUUGGAGGAAAAAUAUUGAUGUUGCAAUUCAAAUGAUCUGCUUGGAAAGGAUGAGAUUG